AAUAUCGCGCACCACACGGACGUGCAGCAAAAACCAAACAGCAGCUUUCACGUGUGAGCACAGGAGUGUGUCAACUGUGAACAAAUAUUAGUCUGGGCCUGGAAAAGAAAGUUUUUUUUUUAUUCUUUUUUUAAAUCUUAGUUUUCGAAUUAAAUACGGACCGAUAUCUUCUAGCUUCAGUAGGAAGAAAAGAGAAGACACGGGAGCGCUUUUGAGUUGCAGCUGAAUUUUGAGUCGCAGGUGCUCAACCCUGUCCCCUCUCCCCCAGCCCCAUCCGGUCUGCUCUGCAAGGACAUGACCUGCUGCCAUUCUCCCUCCUCUACUCUCCUUUUAGUCCUGCUCAGCAUUGCUCCACAGCUACCUGCUGCUGCCCCACUGCUUACUGAAAGCCCUCCUACGGGCACCAGCAAUGGAACACUUUGGCUGGUGGACCCAGAACCAGCCACAGCAGCUGGAGCAGUCAGGACGCACAGGAAAGUGGAAGGCAUCCUCCAGACUCCUCGGAGACAGGAACGCUUUGCAGACAUAGACUCUGCCAGGGCACUGGUGUCUGUCUUGUUAGAGGCUCUUGAUCAUCCUUCUAAAGAUGAGAAGGGAAAUUUAGUAGAGACAGAGGAGUACAUAAAGAAGGAUCCAUGGAAGGAGCUGGAGAUGUGGAGGAAUAAGGAGGACCACAGAAACCCUGAGGAAGGCAUGGGUGUGGAGGAGAGUAUAGAGAUACCACUGUUGGGAGUGACUGAGGUGAUGCAAGGAGUAGAGAAAGGAGGAGAAGAAAAGGUAGGAUUAAAAGACACAUGGGUUUCUGAUGAGGAAAACCAGAAUGUUAACGACAAAAACAAGUUUGAGGAGAAGGAAGGGCUUUUGCAGAAUUUGCUCAGACAGAAAGCAGAGGUCCCAUCCCAAAUUGUCACCUCACUUCAACGCAAAACUCGGGGCUAUUUUCAAAACAUUGACCUUGGUCUCCAGGACAAUGAGAUCCUCCCACCUUUGAAAGGCUACAAAGCUUAUAACCAGCAGCUUGCCUUGGCCAGCAAGAAGCUUAAGUGGCAGGAAGAGAGAGAGAGAAACCCUUCACAGCUUGACAGAAACUUCAUGGAUGAUUUUGAUUUCAUAGAAGAGGAGGAGGAGGUGCUUCCACGUGAAGAAGAAGAGGCAAGGGCACGUGCGGAGCAGGAGGAGGUGCGGAAACAGGAGGCAGAGGCACAAGAGGCACGGGAGGAAGAACAGAGACUUGCAGACAUUGCCUCUGACAUGCUUCUGGAAUACAUGGGGAGGAAGCAAAAAACAGCUUCCUACAUGAAAGACAGGAAGAACGCUUUAUUGCUCAACAACGUGGCUGAGGACAAGCGGUCUAACGAAGUGGAGGACAGUGAUGAUGAUGAAAUGGACCCAGAGACAAUUGACAAGCUGAUCGAAAUCUCUAGUAAACUGCACCUACCUGCUGAUGAUGUAGUUGAGAUUAUAACAGAUGUGGAGGAGAAAAAGAAGAGGAAGGACCCACCACCAAACAAUGCCCCCCGUUUCAGGCCUUUAGUCCCACUGAAAGCCAAACAGAGGGCUCCUAUUUAUCAAUACCCUAAAUCCCCAAAGAAAGCCUCUUACAAGAUUAACCCCUAUAAAAAGUGGUACAAGGAGAAAAGCAAACCCAAGUUUAACAAGCAGGACUACUGGUUUAAGCCAGAGAAGCAGCUAUUAGCAUAUCCUUCCUUUCCCUACUAUCAGAAGCCAUAUCGAGCCUAUUACCCUGUCUAUUUUCCAUCUCCUAAACCACGUUUUUACACAAAGCCUGCACUCUCCUUUGACUACAACUUUGGAGACCCUUUAAGUUAUGGCUUCAAGCCUCCAAAACGUAGGUACAAAGACAGAGCCAAGGGGAGGGAGCGAAAUCGGGUACAAGGGGCACGUCGGCCUCAAAACGUCUACCCUUUAGCAGAUACAGUCAUUUCUAACUACAUCCUUCCUCAUCCCCGAACUUACCAGAUGCUCCCAGUGCCCAAAGCCCGCUCUCCUCCAAGUGCAGUGGCACCUGGCUAUUACUACCACCCAGACUAUGCGUAUGAUGAGCCAGAGCCUGUGCCAGAAAGUGACGAUGAGCUGGAGAACUUCAUUGAGAAGAUUUACUACAAUCGCAGGCUGUUCUAGAUAGUUCUCUAUCUGUGGGGAAGCCCUGUGAUAAAACCAUAGCGAUGAUAAAAGAGUGAGGAGAACAAAGAAAAAAAAAUCAGUGAGGGAGUGAGGUUAAGGGCUGAGGAAAGACUAAUUCUAUGUUACUUCUCCACUCUUGUUUUUUUUUUUUUUUUAAACAUUCCAGGUUAGGUCAGAAAAGCGAUGUUAAUGAGGUACUGGACCCUCUAUGUGUGUUUGCAUUCUGUUCCUCUCGCAGUUUACAUUUUCAUUUGGUGAGAGAACUUACGGGUGAAUUUGACAGGUUUCAUUCAGGUAUGGUUUAACUCUUGCAUGUCAAAACAUUUUAGGUGCCAAUUGCAAGAGACCCAUGUUUACACAAAGAUUACUUUUGAUGCUUGAUUAAUCGAUGUGAUUAAAAAAAAGGGUCUCAGCUUGGGACUGAAUUCUUGAGUCACUAGUGAAAUUAUUACUGACCCAUCUUUUUCAUAGGCCAUGUUUAGUUUUGAUCACCUUUUUUGUUUUGUCUUAAUAUGGCUCUAUUUAAUGUGCAUGCAGGUCUUGCACCCUUGAAAAAAAAAACUUUAUGUAAAACAAAAACAAAUAUCUACCACAAACUUGAAAGCAAAUCUUCCAUUCUGUUUAAAUAAAUGCAAAACGAAGGGUGUCUUUAAUGGAUGGAUGUCCUGUGAUGGUAGUCUUUCAGUAUUCUUUCACCUUGCCAAUGAUUUUUCUCUAUGCCUCACGUAAACAUUUUUAAAAAACGCCUUUAUUACUAUUUAUGGGUUGCCUCUAGCAUUCUAUCAACACUUUGUAUCUUUGUCUUGAGGGUCAGAAGAAAGCUGUAUAUAUUAUGUCUACUCAAAAGAAGUUUUAAAACACUUGAAAAGUCUUGGGAAAUGACCUGAGGUUGAAACGUCUGCACGUCUAUCUGUAUUUGCAUCUUUAAAAAAACUGAAAAAAAAAAAAUAUAUGAGGGAACAUGCCUCUUUGAAAAACUGUGGUAUUUUAAAAUAAAUAUACAAAAAAAACCCUAAGAAAUAAAUCUUUAAUUGUUUCCACAAGUGAAUCAAAGUCUUGUGAAAGGAAAUUGUUGUUGAUGUCACCUUCCAGAUUGUAAGUUGUACAGUGUGAAAUAAACAAGUGUGUGCAAUGUGUAAA
This is a messenger RNA of Silurus meridionalis, 3285 nucleotides long. RefSeq lists its product as uncharacterized. Gene Ontology annotation, molecular function: neuropeptide hormone activity. The coding region runs from base 295 to 2142 and encodes 615 amino acids. The record is from RefSeq and is a predicted model, not a curated record. NCBI's taxonomy places the organism in Eukaryota, Metazoa, Chordata, Actinopteri, Siluriformes, Siluridae. The transcript has 2 exons.